AGAAGAUCCUAUCGACAUGGUUAAGUCAGUUGCAAGGAACUUCCUGGAUGGCAUUUUUGAUGAUUUUAUGGAAAAAAAUGUGUUAAAUAGGGAUAAGUUACAAAGAAUAGGGAAAGGAGUGAACCUCAUCGUGAACAGUACUGAAAGCCUAGUUGAAGAUCUCACUGAGAAAACUGAAGUGGCAGGCAAAAUAUUGAUGAAUCGGCUCUUCCAAACCAAGAAGCAGAUAAAAUUAGAUAUAUCCAGUGAUGGAGAAGGAAGGCCGAACACGCCUGGCCUCAUCAUCUGCAACAAAGAAUUUGAUCACCUUAGUAACCGAUAUGGUUCUGAAGUUGAUCUUUCAGGGAUGCAAGACCUACUUGAAAGCCUUGGAUACUCAGUGGUUGUAAAAAUGAAUCUUACAGCUCUGGAAAUGGAAACAGCGUUAUUACAGUUUGCUGCCCGGCAAGAACACCGAUCUUCGGACAGUACAUUCUUGGUGUUUAUGUCUCAUGGCAUCCUGGAAGGAAUCUGUGGGACAAAGCACACAGAACGAGAGCCAGAUAUACUUCACGAUGAUACAAUCUUCCAGAUUUUCAACAACCGUAACUGCCAGAGUCUAAGAGACAAACCCAAAAUCAUCAUCAUGCAAGCAUGCAGAGGCAGAGGUGAUGGGACUGUUUGGGUGGCUGACAUGGGAAGAUCCUUCGCGUAUAGAGAUGACCAUACCUUUCAGUGUCACAUCUGGAGUGAUGCAGUUACAAAGACCCAUGUGGAGAAGGACUUCAUUGCGUUCAAAUCUUCAACUCCACAUAAUAGUUCUUGGAGAAUGAGCACAAGUGGUUCGCUCUUCAUUUCCCAAAUUAUCUACCACUUCAAAGAAUAUUCUCAGCAUCAUCAUUUGGAGGAGAUUUUUCGAAAGGUUCAACGUGCAUUUGAGACACCAAAUAUAGUGGCUCAGAUGCCCACGAUUGAAAGAGUAUCUAUGACACGGUAUUUCUACCUCUUCCCCGGCAACUAAGACUAUUAUGAAGCUUCUCAGACAGGGGAUAGAACCAACAACCCAG
Molecule: messenger RNA, 1046 nt
Organism: Pteronotus mesoamericanus
Lineage: Eukaryota; Metazoa; Chordata; Mammalia; Chiroptera; Mormoopidae
Product: inactive caspase-12-like
Biological process (GO): regulation of inflammatory response; regulation of apoptotic process; proteolysis
Cellular component (GO): AIM2 inflammasome complex; IPAF inflammasome complex; NLRP3 inflammasome complex
Molecular function (GO): cysteine-type endopeptidase activity
Source: RefSeq, a predicted model, not a curated record